AUCUCCGCUGGUUCCCGGAAGCCGCCGCGGACAAGCUCUCCCGGGCGCGGGCGGGGGUCGUGUGCUUGGAGGAAGCCGCGGAACCCCCAGCGUCCGUCCAUGGCGUGGAGCCUUGGGAGCUGGCUGGGUGGCUGCCUGCUGGUGUCAGCAUUGGGAAUGGUACCACCUCCCGAAAAUGUCAGAAUGAAUUCUGUUAAUUUCAAGAACAUUCUACAGUGGGAGUCACCUGCUUUUGCCAAAGGGAACCUGACUUUCACAGCUCAGUACCUAAGUUAUAGGAUAUUCCAAGAUAAAUGCAUGAAUACUACCUUGACGGAAUGUGAUUUCUCAAGUCUUUCCAAGUAUGGUGACCACACCUUGAGAGUCAGGGCUGAAUUUGCAGAUGAGCAUUCAGACUGGGUAAACAUCACCUUCUGUCCUGUGGAUGACACCAUUAUUGGACCCCCUGGAAUGCAAGUAGAAGUACUUGCUGAUUCUUUACAUAUGCGUUUCUUAGCCCCUAAAAUUGAGAAUGAAUACGAAACUUGGACUAUGAAGAAUGUGUAUAACUCAUGGACUUAUAAUGUGCAAUACUGGAAAAACGGUACUGAUGAAAAGUUUCAAAUUACUCCCCAGUAUGACUUUGAGGUCCUCAGAAACCUGGAGCCAUGGACAACUUAUUGUGUUCAAGUUCGAGGGUUUCUUCCUGAUCGGAACAAAGCUGGGGAAUGGAGUGAGCCUGUCUGUGAGCAAACAACCCAUGACGAAACGGUCCCCUCCUGGAUGGUGGCCGUCAUCCUCAUGGCCUCGGUCUUCAUGGUCUGCCUGGCACUCCUCGGCUGCUUCGCCUUGCUGUGGUGCGUUUACAAGAAGACAAAGUACGCCUUCUCCCCUAGGAAUUCUCUUCCACAGCACCUGAAAGAGGAGUAGAAAAGUACCCCAUUGCAGUAGAGAUAAGUGGAUCUGAAACCCCAACAGCAGCUGAAGAGGUUCUUUAUGACAGCUGGAACCUGCACUCCAGUUGCCCUUGCACGUUUGUGGUUUAGCAGUCCCAGAGACAAAUCUGCCACUUCUGGCUUGCAUCCAACAAAAGUGCAGCUGUUCAUCAUUAGGAGAUGUUGGCUGAUGUACAUAGACAUGUAAGAAAGAUUCAAAGCGUCAUGGAUGGAUCACCAAUAACACCAGCAUAUGCAAGACCAGAGGAGAGUGUGUGAUCCAGGUCCUAGGAUUGACAAAUGAGGACUCAGUCCCUACUUGGGUUGGUGUUUUAUUUUGACUUUUUUCUGAAACAGCAGAGAAGCUUACCAAAUAAUCACAAGGAGAUAAGAAAGUGUUUACAUUUGUUUCAGUUGCUCUUCACUGCCUCCUUAUGACCAACACUCACAAUUCUAUGGUCUUAGCAGUUGCACUAAGAAGUCAGAAGAACCUGCUAUUGUGGGUUCAUAAUCUUUUAUUACCUUUCACUGAGAAACAAUUUAUACUACUAAACAAGAUAUCAGUUAUGAUGCUCAAGAUUUUAAGUGCCUUUUGAACUAAAAACAAACAAAAAAAUUGUGACCUGCAUAUAAUGUAAAUGGUUUAUCUUCAAGUCAAAAGCCACAGGUUUACCUCUGCAGCUUUACUCUUUCCUAAACAUUGCUUUCGUGUAUUGCUUAUGCAUGCUUUCUGCGUCCCAAAAAGUAUGUAGAGAAUAACAGUUUAAGUCCUCCAGAGGAGUUACUACCUCUACUACAUGUUUCAUUCUCAUUACAUGUUGCAUUGCUUAUUAAUAUCUGUGUUUUGUAGUGGACUUCAUGAGGACAGGUAAUGUUACCAACUGAAUUGUGUACCCCCAAAAUUCACAUGUUGAAACCCUAAUCCCCAAUGUGACUGUAUUUGAAGUAGGGCCUACAGCAGGUAAUUAAGGUUAAAUGAGGUCAUAAGUGUGGGGCCCUGAAUCGAUGAGAUUAGUGUCCUUAUAAGAAGAAACAGCAGAGACCUUGUUCUCUCCACCAUAUGAGGACACAGUGAGAAUGUAGCCAUCUGUGAGCAGGAAGGGAGGCCUCACCAGGAUCCAAAUGAGCCAGAACCUUAAUCUUGGACUUCUCACCCUGCAGAACUGUGAGAAAAUAAAUUUCUGUUGUUUAAGCCA
Homo sapiens (human) is the source of this 2110-nucleotide messenger RNA. It is a transcript of the gene IL10RB, whose product is annotated as interleukin 10 receptor subunit beta. Gene Ontology annotation, molecular function: signaling receptor activity. The transcript is spliced from 7 exons. The record is from RefSeq and is marked reviewed. The coding region runs from base 100 to 909 and encodes 269 amino acids. Gene Ontology annotation, cellular component: membrane. Gene Ontology annotation, biological process: cytokine-mediated signaling pathway. NCBI's taxonomy places the organism in Eukaryota, Metazoa, Chordata, Mammalia, Primates, Hominidae.